CGCGGUUUGCGACAACCUUCUUUCUUUAUCCGGGUCCGCGGACAGUAAUGGCGUCCGCCAUUGAGACAGCAGUCGGCAUGAGCAAAAUGCUGCAAUUCAUGAAACUUAUCGGACAGCUCAAAAGGGUCCCACGGACCGGCUGGGUGUACAGGAACGUGAAGAAACCAGAGAGUGUAUCAGACCACAUGUACCGCAUGGCCAUGAUGUCCCUGACCAUCACAGACCCCACAGUGGACAAGGACAGAUGUAUAAAGCUGGCUCUGGUUCACGACAUGGCAGAGUGCAUUGUGGGAGAUAUCGCUCCAUCAGACAACAUCAGUAAAGCAGAGAAACACAGGCGAGAAGAGGAGGCGAUGAAGCAUCUAUCAGCUCUUCUGCCGGAGGGACUCAAAAAGGAGAUUUAUGGACUCUGGGAGGAAUAUGAAACCCAGAGCAGCCCGGAGGCCAGGUUGGUGAAAGAGUUCGACCUCCUGGAGAUGAUCCUGCAGGCUCAUGAGUAUGAGGAGCUAGAGGGAACGCCGGGAAGACUGCAGGAGUUCUUUGACUCCACCAACGGUCGUUUCCACCAUCCAGAUGUGCUCCAGCUGCUCAGCUCUUUAAAUGAAGAGAGAGGUUGUAAAUUGACUAAAACGGAUGAAACAAAGAAUCAUGGCCACUCGCAGACGACGGGUGCAUCACCUUCACAGCCACGGAAGACUUGACUGUAACACACACACACGCACACACGCCUCCUUAGUGGAGGGACUGUAACACAAUAUGUGUGUAACGGGAUGCACAAACACAACCCGGGAACACAACCCAGUGGAAAACCCUCUUCUGCAUCUCCCUUCAUUUUUAAACCAUUUGCUGCAGUAGAACUGUGAACGAUGACACGUGGAUAUCUUCUAUGUGCAUGCAGCUGUUUUGGUCCAUUAAGUUGAAUCCAUACUGUCGGAAAGUACAGUACCACUCUCUAUAAUAAAUACAUUCUGACGACUA
This is a messenger RNA of Etheostoma cragini (Arkansas darter), 978 nucleotides long. It is a transcript of the gene hddc2, whose product is annotated as HD domain containing 2. Bases 48 to 701 code for a protein of 217 amino acids. Gene Ontology annotation, molecular function: 5'-deoxynucleotidase activity. The record is from RefSeq and is a predicted model, not a curated record. Gene Ontology annotation, cellular component: cytoplasm. The transcript is spliced from 6 exons. NCBI's taxonomy places the organism in Eukaryota, Metazoa, Chordata, Actinopteri, Perciformes, Percidae.